This is a messenger RNA of Gongylonema pulchrum, 966 nucleotides long. Lineage: Eukaryota; Metazoa; Nematoda; Chromadorea; Rhabditida; Gongylonematidae. The record is from the annotation of a GenBank genome assembly.
AUGGAUUUCGAGACAAUGGAAAAGGCAAUGUACGGGGACGUGGAAGACGACGAGGAGCUGAUGGCCGAGCUGCUGGCGCUGGAGGCCGAAGAACGAGCGGCCGGACGGAUAACCGCUGCUGCAGAGCCUCAACAAAAUAGCGCAUCAUCAGCCGGUCAUCAGAAAAGUGUCACUGCUACUGCUGAUGCUAUUUUCGCUGCUGCUACCGUUGUGGAAAAACCGGGUGGUGGUGUUUAUGGAAUUUCAAGUGUCUCCGAUGCCGAACUGUCAAAUUUGGUUGGGCAAGAGAAAGCGGAAGAUCAUGCAUCCUCUUCGAAACCAACACCAGCAGCACCCCCUCAGGCUCCUGUUGACACGGCGAUGUUGCGCAGGCUGAACGAACUCAAAGAGGAAUACAGUGCAGCACGGAAAACGGCAAAAGAGGAAUUUCGCGCAAAAAGGUUCGAACGAGGAUUGCUUAGGAUUAACGAGCUAAUCGGGAAGGUUGAAGCUGGUAAAACAGUGAAUGAAAACGAGAUCCCAGUCUCACUUAAGGCAUCUCAGUCAGCUGCGCCACCACCAGCAUCAGCAGAAGUUGCUCCACCGGUACCCAGACAUCGGCAGGAUCCUUCCCCUGCAGUGGUACACCCCGCACAAGAAAUUCCGGUAGCUGCUGAAAGCAUUCCCAGUGCGCCAGUAAGCAAUCACCAGCCUACCACAGUCUUAUUAAAAGGCCAGAUGUUAAGGGAAGUGCUAAAUAGUCGUCGACAAUCUUAUAUCAAUAAUGCAAAACUUGCUAACGAAGCGGGCGACAAAAAAUCUGCUUACGAAUACUACACGGUUGCGAAGCAGUUUGAUGAAGCGAUCAAAGCAGUGAAUGAUGGGCAAGUAAAAGAAUGUGAAGAAAGUGAACUCCCACCGUCAGCCACUCCCUACAAACCUAAGGUAAUUAUUAGUACUUGUUGGAUCAACUUUUGGAGGGGGUGA